Molecule: messenger RNA, 2943 nt
Organism: Cherax quadricarinatus
Lineage: Eukaryota; Metazoa; Arthropoda; Malacostraca; Decapoda; Parastacidae
Product: pre-mRNA 3' end processing protein WDR33
Molecular function (GO): mRNA binding
Source: RefSeq, a predicted model, not a curated record
UAUCCUUCAAACAAGUUAACAUUGAUACUGCUGAAGAGCUCAUGAUCCGUGGACUUGGAGCUAAUUUCUCUUGUUUUUGGUGUUAACCCUUAUUACUUCUCACUUCCAGGCGCAGUAUGACCCUAAUGGGUUUAGAGCUUUGCCGUGAAUAGAAUAAGUAAAUGAUAUAAUUGUACUUAAAAUAGCCUUACGAAAAACUCUAAAUUCACAUGAAUUGAUAAAGUAAACACUAUAACAUGUAUAUAUACGUGAACCUAUUUAUUGGUUAAAUAUUUGUAGUGAAAAUAACGUGAGUGGGAAGGUUUGAUCACAUGUAAACAAACCUUCACCUCAAGACUCGCCUCCCUCACUCUUAACAUCUUUCUUACUUAGUAACGUAAUAGCAACUCUCACACAUAAUGGAGACACAAAAUGACAAGAGAAGACAACUUGAUGAUGAGAUGAGCAGAUUUGAGGCAGAAAUCUCAGGUCCUCCUGGCAUUGGCACUGUGCUUCCCUUGCAGCCUCCUCCCCCACCCCCAAGGGCUGUCAUAGGAUCCAACACCUUCACUCAGGUUCAGCAACGCCUGCAACAGCAGCAUCCUGAACCUCCUGGUACUGGCAGUCCAUCUGGUCCUCUUGGGUCUACUGGUAUUUCUACUCUAUCUGGUCCUGCAGGUUCAGCUGGUGCAACUGUUCCUGCAGGACCCACUGGGCCUCCAGGUCCUGCAGGUCCACCUGGUGUUCCUAUGGGUGGUCAGGGAACACAGAAUAGACCUUCAGUAUCCAGUGGUUCAAAUGCAAGUAAUGGUGUUCCUGCAUUACCCCCACCCCCACCACCACCUGGGGGAUAUAUUGGCCCACAAUUACCUGGGGACCGUGCAGCAAAUAGCAGUGUACCACAGCAGCAGCAGUCACAGCAGCAGCAACAACAGCAGCAGUCACAGCAGCAGCAGUCACAGCAGCAGCAGUCACAGCAGCAGCAGUCACAGCAGCAGCAACAACAACAGCAGCAACAACAGCAGCAACAACAACAGCAGCAGCAGCAACAACAGCAGCAGCAGCAACAACAACAACAACAACAACAACAACAACAACAACAACAACAACAACAACAACAACAACAACAACAGCAACAACAACAGCAGCAGCAGCAACAGCAGCAGCAGCAGCAGCAGCAGCAGCAGCAGCAGCAGCAGCAGCAGCAGCAGCAGCAUCACCAGCAGCAGCAACAGCUACAGCACCAGCAGCACCACCAUCACCAGCAGCCUAGGCCACCACCUCCAGGCUUCAUUCCACCACAACUCAUACGUCAACAAAUGCACCACAAUAUGAUGUGUGAUGGUCCUCAGAUGGGUCCCAUGAUGGGUGGUGGUCCUGGUUUUAUGAGACCUCCUGGGCCACUAAGACAUCCUGGGCCACCAGGGCCUCCUGGCUAUGGACCACCCCAUGGGCCACCCCAUGGACCACCUCAUGGACCACCUCAUGGACCACCCCAUGGACCACCUCAUGGACCACCCCAUGGACCUCCUCAUGGACCACACCAUGGGCCACAUCAUGGACCACCCCAUGGACCACAUGGCCCUCCAGGCCCACAUGGUCCUCCAGGCCCACAUGGGCCACCAGGUCCCCAUGGGCCACCUGGCCCCCAUGGACCACCUGGCCCCCAUGGACCACCUGGCCCCCAUGGACCACCAGGUCAUGGUCAUGAUCUUCAUGGACCUCCAGGUCAUGGUCCUCCUGGGAUUGGUCCCCAUGGUCCACAUGGACCACCAGGACAACACCCUCCACACCCAUCAGUACAUGGUCCACAAGGGCCCGGUAAUCAUGGUUAUGGCUUGCCAGGCUCUAACCAACUGCCUCCCCACACACAGGGUCCUCCUCACUUAGGUGGCCCUGGCCUUGGGCCCCCAGGUUCUGGGCCCCUCAGAGGGGUUCAUCCCCCACCUCCUCCACCUCCUGGUAUGAUAACCCAACAACAACAUGGCCCCAACACUGUAGCUUCACCCUUCCUUCCUGCAGUUAUCUCCAAGCCACCCACUAUUAUCAGCUCAGCCCCUAAGCUAUACACUGCUCAAUCUGCCAAGAAUGAAAGUAAACAAAGCGAUGCUGCUGCUAGUCCCAUUACCGUGCAAGGACCAACUGCACCUCUGGAAGUAACAGCUGAACCCAAAAAAAAGAAGACAAAACCUGAUUCCCCAAAUACUGCAGCACAAAUUUCUAACAUGAUGACUCAAGCUCAGGAAAUGGCAGAAAAGGUACGAGCAAGUACAGUAACAAUAACAGUCCCUCGACAAGAAGGACAAAAUCCUCCACCUGCAGAGGAGAAGAAGAAAGAAGGGAAAUCACGCAACAAGAAAAACUUAAGGUGUGCUGGUGGACAGAUAUGGGAGGACCACUCUCUGAAUGAAUGGGACACCGAUGAUUUCCGGAUAUUCUGUGGUGACCUUGGAAAUGACGUUACAGAUGAAUUACUAACUCGCUAUUUUAGCCAUUUCUCUUCAUUUGUGAAAGCAAAAGUGGUGAGGGAUAAGCGCACAAAUAAAAGUAAAGGAUAUGGCUUCAUAAGUUUUUCUGAUCCACAAGACUACAUACGAGCCAUGAAGGAGAUGAAUGGGAAGUACGUGGGGUCGCGGCCGAUCAAGCUUCGUAAGAGCACAUGGAAGGACCGCAACGUUGACAUGGUGCAGAAGAAGCAGAAGGAGAAGCAGCUGCUUGGCCUCAAGUAGACCCGCUCAGUGACCUCACAAAUGAUGUCCAGAAUGUAUCACCUUGACUUACAUAAUGAUAUGAGCGAGUUUUGGGGUGCCAGGCCACUCCAGGCACCAUUGUCUUCAUGAGAGUUAUCUUACAGCCAGCGAGUACGACAGUAUUGCUGCAGUCUCCCCUCGUUCUCAGAAUGUGGUUGCUUUAUGUUAAGUGUGUGUUUAUAAUAUAUAUAUAUAUAUGGCAUCCCACCAAACA